UGGCGGUCGGUUAGUUGCUUGGCUUGCCAGUUGCUCUUAUUGUUGUUGCUGCCGAGGUUUUCUUACUUGGCUGGUUCUCUCUCCCUCUCUCGCUACUCGCUGUGCUUCGCUCUGUGCUCUCCCAAUCUGCGCUCUCUUUGCUUGGGCGACGACGACGACUGCGCGUUCGGCAAUGUUGGAUUAGUCUUCGAGAGUUGAUCGUAGCUGACGCACCUGCGCGCGGAUCGUGCAUCGUUGAACACACAGUGCAAUUGUAAAUCAUCAGAAAAAGUUCAAACACAAAAGUGCCUAAAGAAAGAUAAAAGUAAAGCGAAAAAAAACUAAAUAAACUAAAAGUUGCUCAAAAUAUAAAAGAAAAUACCUGGAAUAUACUGGCCAAGCCGAGCUUGAAAGAGCCUCAGGCGCUCUUCGCACAGCCAUCAAAAUUGUUUACAGCUGAAGGUCUGAUGGCAUGUGAGUAGGCGCUUGCGCUGAAUAUGCCCACGGAUAACACAGCCAGCGAGGGCGGAGGCGCCAUACCGAUGUUGCGCGCCUCACGCAUGGAUCAGUUCAUGUCGACGGUAGCCGCUGUGGCUGCUGCGGCAAGUGGCGGCGGCGCCGGCGGAGCUGGAGCCGGCAAUGCGGAUGGCUCCGGCAGCGCCGGCGACUCACGCAACUCCUCAGCUAGCAGGAUCUCGGCAGCGGCUGCUGCCUACGAAACACAGCUGGCCUAUCAGCAGCAUUUGGCCUCGUCGGGUCUGCAUGGCGGGCCGCCGCAUCAUCGCGAGAUAUCGGCCUUUGUGCCGGUGCUGCCGACGCGGCAGGCACUGGAGGCGAAGGCGCGCGCUGGCAGCAACUCCAACUACGAGAUCAUCGCCAUGAUGGCCGACAAGCGCAAGGAGCUGGCGCUACGCGAGGCAGCCGCCGCUGCCGCCAUGCUGGGGCGGGCCGGGCCGCCGGGCGUGCCGCCGCCAGGUGUGCCGCCACCAGGUGUGCUCUAUGGGCCGCCACCACCACCGCCAUAUCUGACCGGACCGGGCCCAUCGCCCACAGGCGCCGGCAGCUUUCCCUUUCCGCCCGGAGCAGCGACCGCUGCGGCGCUGUUUCCGCCGGGCCUCGGACCGGGCAUGCACGCCGGCCUGGACAGGCGGCUGCUGCGCGCACCUGGCCGCGCCUCGCGGCCCAAGAAGCAAUUCAUCUGCAAAUUCUGCAAUCGCCAGUUCACCAAGUCCUACAAUCUGCUGAUACACGAGCGCACGCACACGGACGAGCGACCCUAUUCCUGUGAUAUUUGCGGCAAGGCUUUCAGGCGACAGGAUCACCUGAGGGAUCACAGGUACAUACACUCGAAGGAGAAGCCAUUCAAGUGCACCGAGUGCGGCAAGGGCUUCUGCCAGUCGCGCACCCUCGCCGUGCACAAGAUUCUGCACAUGGAGGAGUCGCCGCACAAGUGUCCCGUGUGCAGUCGCAGCUUUAAUCAGCGCUCGAAUUUGAAGACCCAUCUGCUCACCCACACCGAUCACAAGCCCUACGAGUGCUCGUCCUGCGGCAAGGUCUUUCGGCGCAACUGCGAUCUGCGGCGUCAUGCGCUGACCCACGCUGUGGGCGAGGUGAACAGCGCUGACUAUGUGGACGUCGGCGAGGAGGAUGAGGCCAGGCAACUCAGCGGCGAUGAGGAGGAUUCGCUGCUAGAAGUCGACUCGCCACGCCAGUCGCCAGUGCACAAUCUGAGCGAGAAGUCCGACAAGGAUGAGGCGGAGCGCAUGCGCCUGAAGCGCAAGGCCACCAACAGCAGCAGCGCCAGCUACGAGCACGAGGAUAGCGAGGAGGAGUUCGACGACUUCGACGAGGAGGAGGAGCUGCAUGAAGCCGGUGCCUUGGAUUUGGCUGAGGAUGAGGAACUGGAAACGGAGACCGAGGAGGAGAAGGCCGAAGUGGCGCUGGUGGCACGCUUCAAGGCAGGCCAAGCAGCCGCCGCUGCCGGCAGCACAUCCAAGCCGGAGCGCCAGGGCGUCACCCAUUGCCAUCACGAGGGCGGCGAGACCUACACCAUGCGGCCACACGGCGAGCGGCAGCUCGAGGAGCCACCGCCGCCACAUGCAACGGCAGCUGCACCACCUACAACGUUUAUGCCCGGCUUGCGCUAUGCACCACCGCCAGCUGGAGCAGCUGCACCACCUGGCCCACCACAUCAUGCCCACUUGCUGCCGCCGGUCAACGGGGAUCCCUAUUUGCCCAUGCUGCACGUGCGUCGCGAUCUGCACCACAAGACGCUGAACCUCAGCAAGACGACGCCCGCGUCCGCCACACCACCCAGCAUUGUGACCGGCGGCAGCGCCACGGAGCCAGCCAGGCCGCCAUCGCAGCCGCUGCACUCGCCGCACGAGGCAAUGCCCAGUUUCCUGGGCUCCAUUCCGGUGCGCAAGCGCAUUUUGCCACCGCCGCCGCCGCUGGUGGAUCUGGUGGAGCAUCAGCGUUCGUAUCUGGAGAGCUCGAGCAUCUAUGCGCUGAACAUGUCACGGCAUCCGCCCAGGCAGCUGCUCUGCAAGCCAAGUGCAACGGAGACUUGUGCAGCGCCCGAGAAGGAGCCGGCAGCGGCUGCAGCACCGCCUGCACCGCAGCCGGCACCACCAGCAUCAGCUGUACCGCCAGCUGCGGUGCCAGCUCCAGCACCACCCAGACGCACGGGCUUCAGCAUUGAGGACAUCAUGAGGCGCUGAGCGGGAGCAUUUUAAUUUUUUUAGCACAUUAAGCAGGAAUUCUUGCCUGAUCUAAAGCAGGCCGAGCGCUAUUUAGCCAUAAGUGCACUUUUAGUACAUUUUAGUACAAUGCCUGUAGGCAAGGCAAUAAGAAAAUACUUUAAUUAAGCAUACAUCAUUUUUAGUACACUUAUAUUGUUUAGACCAUAAGCUUAAGAAGUGCCACAAGCUGUUGUUGCAUUUGAAGCAUUGUGCUUUUAGUACACUUUAGUACACAUUCCAUAAAGAUCAGCUGCUAGUUUAGUGUUUUAGUACAUUUAGUACACCUAACGUUAGCUUAGCCUAGUACGUACUCUUAGUACAUGAUCUAAAUUUCGCCUAGUUAUACACAUAAUUGAUACGAGAGUCUAUUCGCUAAUUUAGAUCCAACUAGUUUAGACCCAACACUAAGUGUUGUUUUUGUUUCUCCUUCUGAACUAGUUUUGUAAUUAAAAGAAGAAAAAACACACAAUACUAAAUAAUUGUAUACAACUUUUUAAUUUAUAUUUAAUUUGUAAGAUAAUCUUGAAUGCAAAAUCUUGUUUCAAGAUCUACGCUGAGGGAAAUAAAGGUUGAAAGUAAAAGUAAAGCUUAGAAAUACGAGAGACUAAAAAUGAAGAGAGAAGAAAUAAAACCAACACGCGAGCUGCGGCCGUAGAAUGGCAGUUAAAUUUUUAUAGGCUUAGUCGAUGAUAGAGAUCUUAGGUUUUUAGUUUCAUAGAUUUUUAGUACAGCCUUCUAGCAUUCCAUGGUCUUCCUUGAAUUUUAAAUGACUUUGAAACACACACAAUCCA
Messenger RNA from Drosophila hydei, 3511 nucleotides. It is a transcript of the gene bowl, whose product is annotated as protein bowel. NCBI's taxonomy places the organism in Eukaryota, Metazoa, Arthropoda, Insecta, Diptera, Drosophilidae. Gene Ontology annotation, biological process: embryo development; embryonic pattern specification; regulation of transcription by RNA polymerase II. Gene Ontology annotation, molecular function: DNA-binding transcription factor activity, RNA polymerase II-specific; RNA polymerase II transcription regulatory region sequence-specific DNA binding. The transcript is spliced from 4 exons. Gene Ontology annotation, cellular component: nucleus. The coding region runs from base 477 to 2699 and encodes 740 amino acids. The record is from RefSeq and is a predicted model, not a curated record.